CAUUGAGUUGGCGCCACCCAGCAGCAUCGCAUCGGUUCUGGAGAAGAUUCAGAUGAGAAAGGAAUCAUCCAAGAAUUUUUGGUGCAAGGUUGGACGGGUUGAGUGUGUGAUUGAUCUCAAGAAGCGUCUGAGCGAGGCUAGUGAGAUCAAGAUAAACCUUGAAACGGACGCAUCAGGACUCAACACUGAACCUCCAGCCUUGGAAACAGAAAAACAUCUGAUGCCAUGUGAGGAGGAUGCUGCUUCUGCUGCCCCAGCAGCCAUCACUCAAUCUGCAAUGCCUGAAACUAAAUCAGAGCUCAGCAACAAACUACCUGAACCUCCUAAAGCUGAAAUCACCUCAACAUCAGAAGAAAGUCAACCCUGUGAGAACAGUCUCAUUGUAGAAGUUCCUGAUAAGAAGAGCCAAACAAGUCCAGAGUCAGGAUCUGUCAGCAGUGUUUCUGUAGAGUCCACUGAGGCCUCUUUAUCUGUCAGAACUGAGGCAACAGCUAAGGAACUGGUCCAAAAGGAAGCGGAUGGUUUAGACUUCUGUCUGACUCCUGGAGAGAGGAUAGGAAGCCUGCUGCAUCCUCAGAAAAUCUGCUGUCUUCCCCAUCAUGUCAUCAUGUCUCCAAAAAUUUUUUCAUUUCAGACAAGACUUUUACUGAUAACCAACCUGCCACAGUACCAGGAUGGCUGCUACACUGAAAGCGGCAUCAGCAAUCUGCUUUACAAAUUUGGGUUUCAAUAUGAGGAGAAAAACAUGUAUGUGAUUCCUCAGGCCCGCAUGGCUUUUGUUCUUAUGCCCUGUUAUCGUAAAGCAAGAGAAGCCUUCUUGGCUGCAAAAGAUGGCUUGAGUCUCAAUGGAUCUAAGCUUGGUGUGGAGAUCAUCAGCAACGGGAUUAUUAUGAUACCUUUCGGAUUUUAUAAAUCCCUGAUGUUAACAAUCAACCAUCCAGUGCAUAACGAUGGGAGCAGUACGAUCUACAUCCACAACAUCACAAUGAAGGAGACCAGGGAGCUCAGAGAAACACUACGGAAAAUGGACUCUGUUAAAAACUUCCUUCCUCUGCUCAACAAGGUGUUUAUUGAGUUCAAGUCUGCUCUUGAUGCUGAUUUGUUCGGAAUUCAGUUCAGCCUUCUAAAGAAUCGCCCGCCACAUAACAUCUACAGGAUGAAACUUUCCAAAACAUCAUCAUCACCACCACGGCUAGCUAUACCAGACCUCAGAGAUAUGGUUGUUGGACCAGUCCUCCCUCUGACUGAUGAUGGCGUUCCAGAGGGCAGCACGGCGCCAUUUUUUAUCACCAUGGCAACUGCUCCCUUUCUCUUCCCCACAACAUUUCUUUGCUACAUCAUUCCAAAAUUUAGGACGAUCAAUACGGAGGAGGACCUGUCGACAUUGGAGUCAGUGGCCUCAAAGUUCUCCACUGUUAUGUUGACGGGUUUACCUGAAGCUAACUUCAAACACCAGGAUGUCGCUAAGCUGGUGUGGGAAUAUCUUCCUCAGCAGGAUCUUCAGACUCUGUUCUACAGCAUCGUGGUUCUACCUCUGCAAAGAAGGCACGUCCCAGAGCUCCAGUGUCUGCAGGAGCGGCUGGUGUGUGUGGAGCUCUCCGAGACCUCUGUAGACCUCAUCAACUGCAUCCUAACAGCAGUGGCCAACAUCUCUCCCAUUGUCAACUUCCUGUCACUUGCUAACAGGUUAUGCAUCGAGAUGGCUGAAUCUAGUGGAGUAAACCUGGUGGUUUCAAGGCUACCAGAUGCAGCUAAAGCCUGGAAUAAUGUUCCACGUGUUGAAUCUGUGAGUAGCCUAAAACAGCGUCUGAAAGACUUUGGCCCGACCAAACUAGGUCUUGAUCUGGACACCAAAGACACCAAUGCUAAACCUUCAGCUACAAAGAGUGGACCGUCUCCUAAUGCUCCUAUUGAAAAACAAACCCUACCUGCUGUUCAAGGAGAUCUGAUGACUGAGAAUUUGGCUACAAAUGGAUCUGGAUCAGAGGAAAAGAUCAAAAACUCUGAGCCCAAUGUUCAGAGGGACAUUUCACCAAACAGUUUGGAUUCCUGUGGGAAAGAUGGAGGAUUAACAGUGGUUGAAAGAGAGACGACUGAAAGUAGAAAUGAGAAAUCUCCUGAGAAGAACCAACAGGCUCCAAAUGUUUAUGUUGAGGUCAAAGGUGAGAAUGUAGCUGAAUCCAAAGGAGGAGAAACUGCAGAUGAAAAACCCACAGAGAGUCCGAUACCAAGCGGCACAGUUCAGACUGAGGCAUCUAAACCUCCAAAUGAUCCACAUCAGAGCCCAGAGACCAACUCAGAAACCCAGCAGAGCUCUGUGGAAGAAGCUCCUGCACAGGUCCAGAACAGCAUGAAGCUGAAGCCAGAAGAUCUGAAGACCAAAACCAACAUUUCAGCAAACUCUGAUCUUAUGGAGAAUCAGAAGAAACCAGCAUCUUCUGCAGAGAUUGAAGCGAAGAUUAAAUCCUCAACAGCAGAGAGAGAAUCAGAGCCCACUGCUGCAGCACCUUCAAAUGAAGCGUCUCCUCUGACUCCUGGAGAGAAGAUGCAGCAGUUUUUGAAACCAUCUGUGCUCCGUAUGAAAUAACUGCAUAUAAAGAUC
Messenger RNA from Cyprinodon variegatus (sheepshead minnow), 2602 nucleotides. RefSeq lists its product as uncharacterized. The record is from RefSeq and is a predicted model, not a curated record. The transcript has 18 exons. The coding region runs from base 53 to 2587 and encodes 844 amino acids. Lineage: Eukaryota; Metazoa; Chordata; Actinopteri; Cyprinodontiformes; Cyprinodontidae.